Eruca vesicaria subsp. sativa (arugula) is the source of this 945-nucleotide messenger RNA. Lineage: Eukaryota; Viridiplantae; Streptophyta; Magnoliopsida; Brassicales; Brassicaceae. The record is from the annotation of a GenBank genome assembly.
AUGGAUUCUCGAAAUUUUCUCGCAUUUUCACUAUGUCUUACUCUGAUUUUCCCUCUAAUUUCGUCUGCUUCCAUCAGAUUGUGGAGUAGUAGUUAUAGAGAAGGGACUGUGAUAAAGCAGAAGAGGAGUGGUUCGUCUCUAGUUAUUGAUCCAAGUCGUGUCACUCAGCUCUCUUGGACUCCUAGGGCGUUUUUGUACAAGGGGCUUUUAACAGAUGAAGAAUGUGAUCAUUUCAUCAACUUGGCGAAAGGGAAGCUUGAGAAGUCAAUGGUUGCUGAUAAUGAUUCAGGUGAGAGCGUGGAAAGUGAAGUUCGCACUAGUUCUGGAAUGUUUCUCUCCAAAAGACAGGAUGAUAUUGUAGCUAAUGUCGAGGCUAAACUUGCUGCGUGGACUUUUCUUCCCGAGGAAAAUGGUGAGUCCAUGCAAAUACUGCACUACGAGAAUGGUCAGAAAUAUGAACCGCAUUUUGACUUCUUUCACGACCAAGUAAACCAAGAGCACGGUGGUCAUCGGAUCGCCACUGUAUUGAUGUACUUGUCCAACGUCAAAAAGGGUGGAGAAACAGUCUUUCCCAUGUGGAAGGGAGCAACAGCUCAACCCAAAGACGAUACCUGGACCCAAUGUGCAAAACAAGGUUAUGCAGUGAAACCGAUGAAAGGGGACGCAUUGCUCUUCUUCAAUCUUCAUCCGAAUGCAACAACAGAUUCUAGCAGCUUACAUGGAAGCUGUCCAGUGGUUGAGGGAGAGAAAUGGUCAGCAACUAAAUGGAUUCAUGUGAAGUCGUUCGAAAUACCGGUUUCCAGGACAACUGGGUGUGUGGACGAGAACGAGAGCUGCGAGAAAUGGGCAAAGGCAGGGGAGUGUCAGAAGAAUCCAACGUACAUGGUUGGUUCAGAAACAGACCAGGGAUAUUGCAGAAAGAGCUGCAAAGCUUGCUCAUCUUAA